Molecule: messenger RNA, 1794 nt
Organism: Cucurbita pepo subsp. pepo (vegetable marrow)
Lineage: Eukaryota; Viridiplantae; Streptophyta; Magnoliopsida; Cucurbitales; Cucurbitaceae
Source: RefSeq, a predicted model, not a curated record
AUGGCGAUUAGGUCAACGAAGCAAUCGAAGAAAGUGAAGGAAACAAAGCUUCGUCUAUACGGCGCCGUUCUGUUCAAGCUUCUGUAUCGGAUUCCGGCUGCGAUUUUCUUGCUAUUGGUUCUGUUUCUGUGGUCGUCUUCCACCACCGUUAUUUCUGGAAGAUUCGUUCAUGUCUGUGUUUCUUCCAGGAAGCUCACCAAUCUUUAUUGCCUUUCUGCUGGCUCACAGCCUAACUCUGAAAUUCCAAUGCAAGUCCUUAAUCACAGUCGUUCUGACACCGCCAUUCGGAAAUCGGAAACAACAGCAAAUGAACUCCAAAAUUCAAGCUCCAAUGGCUACAUAAAGGAAAUUAUUGAAGUUCCAGAACCUUCCCAGUCUACAUCUUCUACCACCAGCAGCAACGGCACCGUUUCUGCAGAAUCCUCGAAGGAGAUUAAUCAACACCAUUCCACCGGUAAGAAUUCCACCGGCAGUCAGCCAAUUACGGCUGAAGACGACGAGAUUGACAUUGCAAUGAAGGCCAUUGAAGAGCAGCUACGGCGGCACCGGUCAUGGAAGUGGGUGUCGCCGGAGAAUGUUGGGGCAGAGGAAUGCGGCGGAAGAGGGAUUUAUGUGUACGAACUUCCGGCGAAGUUUAACAAAGAAUUGGUGGAGCAGUGCCACGACAUGGUUCCGUGGAUUGAUUUUUGUAAGUAUUUUAGUAAUGAUGCAAUGGGAGAGCCGAUUCCAGAGCUUGGGAAAGGGUGGUUCAAUACUCAUCAGUACGCGCUCGAGCCCAUAUUUCAUUCCAGAGUACUGAAGCACCCCUGCAGAGUCCAGAACCCAGAUGAAGCCAAGCUUUUCUACGUGCCCUACUAUGGAGGUCUAGACAUUCUCCGAUGGCACUUCAAAAACAACGUAUCCUACGCCCUCAAGGACUCAUUAGGCCUAGAACUCGUCCAGUGGCUCUCGACCCAGAAACCAUGGACUCGAAGCUCAGGAAAGGAUCACGUCUUCGUUUUGGGCAAAAUCUCAUGGGAUUUUCGAAGAAACACCAACAACAACAACAACAACAACAACGCCAACAACUCAAAUUCAUCAUGGGGCACCAAAUUUCUAGAACUCGACCAAUUACAAAACCCCAUCAAACUCCUAAUCGAACGACAACCCUGGCACGAAAACGACGUCGGAAUACCCCACCCCACAUUCUUCCACCCUCAUUCAGACGACGACGUUUUCGCCUGGCAAUGGAAAGCCCUCCGAUCCGAGAGAAAGAAUCUCGUGGGAUUCGCAGGCGCCGCCCGACCCGACUCGCCGGAAAACAUACGCUCAUUACUAAUAAACCACUGCGCCGCAGCAGAUAACGGCCGACUCUGCCGGCACGUGGACUGCACGUCAGGGAGCUGCGACAGAGCAGAAACAGUGAUUACUCUGUUUCUGGAAUCGGAAUUCUGCCUGCAGCCACCGGGAGACAGUCCGACGAGGAAAUCGGUUUUUGAUUCGUUAAUUUCGGGGUGUAUUCCGGUUUUCUUCGACCGAUUUACGGCGUAUUAUCAAUACCCAUGGCAUUUACCGGAGGAUUACGGGAAAUAUUCGGUGAUGAUCGAUAAGGAAGAGCUGAAAAAAAGCGGCGGAAACGUGGUGGAGAAAUUGAGGGGAAUUUCGGAGGAGAAAAGAGAGGAAAUGAGAAGCUAUAUCAUUUAUGAGCUCUUGCCUGGCUUGGUCUAUGGAGAUUCCAAUAAUGUGAUGGACAAAUUCCAAGAUGCUUAUGACAUAGCCAUUAAUAAUUUGCUUCAAAGAGUCUCCACGUUGUGA